UCGUGCUGCCGUAACACGAGGCUUCCCCGGGAGAUUCUUCCCGACCGAUAAACUUGCAACCCCGAGGACGCGCACAGUCAAGAAGAGCAGCAUGGGUUCCAGUCAACAGUUUUCUCUUAGGUGGAAUAAUUAUCUAAAACAUAUUACUUGCGCUUUCGACACAUUAAGGACAGAUGAAGAUCUCGUAGAUGUCACUUUGAGCUGCGAAGGCAAGAGGAUCAGGGCGCAUAAGAUGCUCUUGUCAGCAUGUAGUACAUAUUUUAGAGAUUUAUUUAAGGAAAAUCCAUGCCAGCAUCCUAUCAUAAUAUUUCGUAAUGUAAAAUUCGACGAUCUGGCCGCCUUGGUAGACUUCAUGUACCAAGGCGAAGUGAAUGUCGUUCAAGAACAGUUAGCGAGUUUCCUCACAACAGCAGAACUCUUGGCAGUACAGGGUUUGACAGACGGUACGGGAAAGGACAACGACAGUUUAGAGGAUGACAUAGAAAUCCCAAAUGAGCCCGAGGUACAGCUGCAGAACACUUCCGGAAAGUCAUCAGGUGAAAACAAGAGAAACAAAUCGCCCUCUUCUCCGAUUCCGUUCCACUCCGUCGAGUUGCAGCCUGAGAUACAUCCGAACAAGAGGAGAAAAACACGUGACACGAACGCGAGCGCGGAGAAGAAUUCGGCGGGCAGCAACGUGUCGGGGAAGGAUGCCGACAGUAAGACGUCGGAUAGUCAAAGCAGACCGGGUUCGGACCCGGUCGAAAUAAUCCCCCUAAUGCCGAAUCUCAAGUUAGAGAUGCCCGAAUAUUUGGAACAAGACGGCAGCAGCUGUAGCUACGAGGAUCAGAGUUUGGGGGACAAUCCGCUGAACAAAAACACUAUAGACGACACGUCGUCGACGCCCGAUCACGAACAGAAGCUCGACAUCAGUCAGACAUUUUACUCGAGUCAGUCAACGUCGGAUGGUUUGGACGGCAAACAUCAGUCGUCAGAUGUCGGAAUGUCUUGUCUUUUAGGACACCUGCUUUCAAAACCAAGCACUUCGGGAGAGAGGUUAGCGCCGGAAAUAGUACAGGAUGCACGCACGGUGAUCAUCGGACAGCCGUCGCACUCGUGCAAACUCUGCGGUAAAGCGUUUUGGAAUCGGGACUCGAUGUAUAAACACAUGAAUAUGCACAAGGGCACGACCCAGUGCCCGGUGUGCCACAAAGUGCUCAGCCGCACCACGCACAUGAAGCGCCACUUGAAGAACCGCCACGGCGUCGAGAUCACCGCCUUCGCUAACACCGCUGCCACCACCGCCGUCGCCGCUUCCACCGCAGCCGCCGCCGCCGCCUCGGUCGCCACCUCCGCCGCCAACCCGCCGGGGACCGGCGGCGUCGAGACGCCGGCGCCGAUCCCUGUGCCAUCAACCGCGACGAUCGACCAGCAGAACGCCGCCGGCAGCCCCGCGGACAUCGACGCAGCCACUACCUACACGACGAUACGCAUCAGGGAGAGCAGCGUGGAAAGGAUCACCUCUAGUCCUAUUCCUUAGUGCGAAGACAGCCCGCCAAAGAACGACUAGUCCCGUCGACGCGAAAAGAGGAUAGAUCCUCCGGCGAUCCUCGUCCUCCCGUCGCCUCCGUUGCCGGGUCGCGAUUAAUACGUGGUCUCGGAGAAGAUGCCCCGUGUCUUUUAAUUAUAGGUUUGAAGUUUCGAAAAUAUGCCCGUUUUUCUCCCAAUUUUUCCGCGGAUUUCUGCGGCUUCUGUUUAAAGGACACAAAAAUUCGUUAAAAAAAAUUCGCAUGUGUUAAAGUCUGCUGCGUUUACCUUUUUUUUUUAGAGUAUACAUAGUACUCUUUUAGAGUAUACGCAGAGAUUAGUGUAAAUCGGUUCACUGAAAUUUUUGCGUCACUUUAACAUGAGAUUAUGUUAAAAAGUACACAAAUAUAUGUUGAAUUAGCGUAUUUAUCUUGUUAAUGUAACACAAAAAUUUCAGUGGAUCGUUAUUUACACUAAAUUUUUUAUUGUGUAAGAAACCAAAAAAAUCCACGGAAAAACUGGAAAAACGGGGUUUUUCGAAACUUUAAAACCGUACUUUUAUUUUUUCUCUCCCUCAAACGGUCAUCCCCGCGUCUCGGUUGCGCCCGCCGCGAUCGCGUUCGGGAUUCUCUCGAAGGGAAAUUCGUGAGACCGUCGCCUUCACCGCCGAAGACGCGAGACUUUUAUGUCGAUAAAAUAUUGAAUUUAUGUUGAAACAGCGCGAGAGAGUAGUACGGUGUUCUUGCGCGUGUUUUAUCUUUAAUUAAUUGGUCCCGGUUGAUUGACGAAUUUUUAUUCAGAGGUCGAUGGAAAUUAUUCGCACAGUAAAAAGUUUUGUGUCGGGAACGAUCCACUGAAAUUUUAGGUUACUUUAACCUGAGGAAUAUUUGUGUGCUUUUUAACACAAUCCCCGUGUUAAAGUAACAAAAGAUUUUAGUGGACCGUUUUUAACAUAUAAAAUUUUUUCCCGUGCGCUUUUGGCGACGCGCUCUCGUUCAAGCAGUCUCACGGUCUCACGGGCGGCCGCAGAACGAGUAGAAACAGUCGCGAUACGGUACGGGCCGCAAGUGGAAGCGUCGCGAGCAAGUCGGCCAGCGAAGGAAGAGAACGGAUCGCGAACGGGGAAUUGUUGUUAUUGUUGUCUUUUUCGUUGGUAUACAACGCAGUCGCGAUCGAGACCCGUGACACAGUGCCUCAUGGAGGAGCACAAGACGUUUUUUUACGUUUUGAUCGAGAUACGCUAAAACGGGCCAAAGAUUUCGUCGCCGUUCCACCUUGUCCUUGCCGCGGAACGGCGGACGUCGUCGUCGUUGAUUGUUAAUCGCAAUUCUAAGAGGUAGCAUAGCAUAUACCGCAGGGCGCAUAUUAUAUAUUUAUUGCGAGUUAUGCAUAGUUAUAUGCAUAGGAUAUUUAAACGGUGUCAUAUAUCGAGGUAAUUUUAUCGAGCGAUCGGACGGAGGGAUACGACUUGCGUGCCAUAUUUUUCGUUUCGUGUUCCUCAAGUUUAAUCGUUUCGUUCCGUGUUCCUCGAGUUUAAUCGUUCCGCGACGCAGUCCGAUCGGCCGCGCAAGAAUCACUUACCGUGUCAAACACGCGAUCGCGCAACGACCGAAUGGAUAAAAUGAGGAAGAAUCGCGACCGACAUGAUCGAACGGCAUCGUCGAGCGUCGGGUCAUCUAUCCUGCUCUGGAGAGUCGUCGACGGGGAAAAAUUAUAUUAUGCCUGUCUUAAGAAAAAAAAAAAACUUCACACCCUAGUCAUUCAUACACAUACAUAUAUGUGUAUAUAUAUAUGUAUCUAUAUGUGUAUAUGCACAUAAGAAAAGAGACACGUGAAUCAUUCUCAGACACGCAUAUGUACGUACAAGCACACACACAUAUACACGUAUACACACACACACAAAUACAUACACGCACACACUUCACGAACUGAGCCACACGUACACGCGUACAAAGACACAUUUUUGUAACCAAAGACACGAAGAGGGAAAGCGGAAACGAUUUAUUUUAUCUAGUCAAAUCAGUUCAGUACUUAAUAGCGUAAGGAGGAAUGUGCAUUUUUUUCGUGUGACGAUGAUGCGAAAUCGACGGGAAAUCGUGUGAUGAUGCGAAAUCGACGGGGAAAUUCUCCGUUUGAUCGCCGGGCCAAUUGAUCGAUCGAUCUGUCGGAUGAAGACCGGCGAUCGGCGUUUGAUCGUGGUAGAAUUGCUGACGCAAUGGAUUUAUUCGUCACCCCCAUCACUUUUACGAGCGUCCUUAACAGUUUCAUCGAUGAAAGUGGCAGCGAGUCAUUUCCAUAUGCUUGCCUCAAUACACGUGGUUGUAUAUAUGACUAGCCAUUCCCCAGAUCGAGAGUUAUUAGAAAUAUUUUUCCGGAAACCUAGGUAAUCACACCAGACUAUUAUUUAGUCGAAGAGAGACGGCAACGAUGCAUCCGAGCAGCUGUGACACUUUGACAGCUUGACGUUUUGUUUGCAUUCGUAAGGAGGAUUAUAUUUUCAUGUGUUACAUGUAAUCAAGAGAAAAACGCCAAUGUUAUAAUUUAUCACUCUUAAUAUUAAAAUACUAUUGCGGCGACUGAAAAGGAAUAAAACGUGGGGUCUAGCAUAAUGAAAAUGGGAUUAAUCUGGAUUCUUAAUCCAGCAAUCAAUAGUAGUAUUAUAUCAAUGUUAUUAAGUUGUUAUUAUGAUGUUAUUACUUACUACACAGCAUUGUUAUCCUCCUCAAUCAUUUCCAAAUACACAUUAGCUUUAAUCGCAUCACUUUCCUCUUAAUUAUAUGUCACACACGAGAAUAUAAUUCUCUUUACGAGUGCAAACGGAACGUCAAGAUGAACCGACUGAUCAACAGUCACGAUACAUGACUGUUUAGCAACAGAUGGAAGAAAAUUUUUGGUAACUCUCGAUCUGGGAAAUGGUUAGGCACAUGUGCAACUGAGUGUGCGUUCGCGUUAUGAUUUUUAAUUUUAUAUAAUUCUUGUGCGUACACAUAUUUUAUUACAUUUUGUAUCUUACGCAUCACAUCGACGAUUGCCUCCGUAUCUACCCGUUUUUACCACGAUCGAGAAGCGACGUGAUAACGUACGAUUAGUCGUUCUGUGCCAUUUAUGAUUAUCUUUUAGUUGGACGCGUCGACAGUUUUCACCGCCUUUCUGCAUACGACGUAUAGGAUAGGUUGAAUUCUCUCGGUUGCCGUACGUCGACGCGUUUCAAUGUUUCGCGGGAUUCUUUUUCUUCUUUCUUUUUUAAAUCGAACGCAGAUCGCGAGGCACGAUCCGCGUUGAUGAUAUUACGCAUACUCACGUGCCCUAGUUUUUAAGCUCAGAGACUUGCCAAAAAAAAAUAUAUUUAAUAUAUCUAAUAAUAUAUAAUAUUUAGCAUAUAUUGAAUUUUUUUCUUUUCUUAGUUUUAGCCCACGACGGGUGUACAAUUAGGGGAAUUACCGUAGUAUGCAGUAUCGCGUGUUAUUAUUAUUAUUAUUAUCUUUCUUUUGUUUAUUUUUGUUGUUAUUGUUUGUUUCCCAUUUCUUUUUUCUUUUUAAUCAGCUCCGACUUCGUGACUACAUCCAAUGCACGAUUAUGCGCUAGAGAGGAUUCUCACAUCGCCCCAUCUUCAAAUAAUGUCUCGGAGCUCAUCGAUAGUCACUCAUCCCUUAUGUUAUCGCGAUGACUUUUACGUUAAAUUCUUAAAUAAUGAAGAUUUGACAAGAAUAUACAUACACAUAGCUACGUUUGCGUAACGACGAGCAGUUUUAUUGAUUCAAACAUUACACUACCGUCCAUAAGUCCGCAAAUAUGGGUAAAAAUCACGUAAAACUGCAUAAGAUUAUUUGA
Molecule: messenger RNA, 5337 nt
Organism: Dinoponera quadriceps
Lineage: Eukaryota; Metazoa; Arthropoda; Insecta; Hymenoptera; Formicidae
Product: protein bric-a-brac 2-like
Exons: 6
Coding region: 92-1519 (475 amino acids)
Biological process (GO): regulation of transcription by RNA polymerase II
Cellular component (GO): nucleus
Molecular function (GO): DNA binding; protein binding
Source: RefSeq, a predicted model, not a curated record